Protomyces lactucae-debilis is the source of this 1398-nucleotide messenger RNA. RefSeq lists its product as uncharacterized. Gene Ontology annotation, molecular function: ditrans,polycis-polyprenyl diphosphate synthase [(2E,6E)-farnesyl diphosphate specific] activity. The record is from RefSeq and is a predicted model, not a curated record. The coding region runs from base 83 to 928 and encodes 281 amino acids. Lineage: Eukaryota; Fungi; Ascomycota; Taphrinomycetes; Taphrinales; Protomycetaceae. The transcript has a single exon. Gene Ontology annotation, cellular component: dehydrodolichyl diphosphate synthase complex; membrane; endoplasmic reticulum.
AUGUGUAGCUUCACUGCUUGUUUGGUAGACAUCAAAUUUGUAGACUUCCACCAAAUCACUCUCCUAUUCAACAUCAAUAGCCAUGGGCAACUCGCUUGACUGGCUGCUGCGAUUCCCGCCGCUGCUAUGGUGCAAGACGCAGUUCGAGACAAUGCUCAUCAAUGCCCUCAGCUGCGGCCCUGUGCCCAGACACAUCGCACUGGUCAUGGAUGGCAACCGCCGGUAUGCACGCAAGAACCGACUCGAAACGGCAGAGGGACAUGCGCUUGGGUUUGAAUCGCUCAAGGGCGUCUUGGAGGUGUGUUACAAAGCGGGCGUUGAGACCGUGACCAUCUACGCCUUCAGUAUAGAGAACUUCAAGCGCAGCAAGUAUGAAGUGGAUGUACUCAUGGAAAUGGCAAAGAACAAUCUACUGACGCUGUGUCAACAUGGCGAUAUUGCGCAACAGUAUGAUAUCCGCAUACGCAUCUUGGGCCAGCAAGGGCUUGUGAGUGAGGAUGUACAACGGGAGAUGAACAGGGCCGAGGAAAUGACGAAGGACAAUACACGAGCGACCCUCAAUGUCUGUUUCCCCUAUACCUCGCGCGACGAGAUGACUUCGGCAAUCAGCAAGCUCGUCGCUCGAGCAGAGCGUGGGGAAAUGACAGCCCAGCAGAUUGAAGCACUCACAGAAGCUGACUUUGAAGAGCAGCUCAUGACGGUCGGGUGUCCUGACCCGGAUAUCUUGAUUCGCACGUCUGGCGUUGAACGACUGAGUGACUUCCUGCUCUGGCAAGCGGGUAAGCGAACCAUGAUCCGCUUUGUGGAUGUCUUUUGGCCGGACUUUGACUUGUAUACCUUCUUGCCCAUUGUCCUUGAGUGGCAAGUGGCAGAGUGUCGGCGGCGGGGGACGGGUAUCUUUGGUCUUGCCGGCGUGCUCAAGGGAUAGGAGUCUUUUAUGAUCCGACUCUUCCUCUGUAUGACUCUAUAGACAUCUCCUCUGUACAUAUACUGCUGAAGCACGUACUAGCCAGCUACGUCCAGCUUCUGCUCCUGGAUUCUCAAAUUUGGUUUUUGGCGACAACCAAAAGACACAGACACUCAAGCACAAGGACGCGAGCAGAGAUGCCGAGCCAGGUGCAGGUCCAGAGGCAGCAGCAUGCUCAAUCGCCUGCUCAGGCUACAGGGGCGGCUGUCCAAAAGCCACAGCAGCAGCAACAGCAGCAGCAGCAAGGCCAAGGACAAGUCUCGUCUCAGCAGCAGCAGCAGCAACAACCACAAGCCAUACAGCCGCAGCAGUCGGCGAGAGCAGCUGCAUUGACUCGAGGCAACCAGGCCAUCAAUCAAUGCCUCGCGCAAGACCAAGCUUGGCCCGAGUUAGGCGAUAUUCUGAGUCGUAAGCCUCCUUCGCAUCUUUUA